Molecule: messenger RNA, 3393 nt
Organism: Penaeus vannamei (Pacific white shrimp)
Lineage: Eukaryota; Metazoa; Arthropoda; Malacostraca; Decapoda; Penaeidae
Product: exonuclease 3'-5' domain-containing protein 2
Biological process (GO): nuclear polyadenylation-dependent rRNA catabolic process; poly(A)-dependent snoRNA 3'-end processing; nuclear polyadenylation-dependent snRNA catabolic process
Cellular component (GO): nucleolus; cytoplasm; nuclear exosome (RNase complex)
Molecular function (GO): 3'-5'-RNA exonuclease activity; single-stranded RNA binding
Source: RefSeq, a predicted model, not a curated record
AGUUAGUUAUAUCAAUCCAUCCAUCAUCCAGAGCUAAUUACCAACCACAGAGGACCAUUGCGUAUCCACUGCAAUAUGUGAGUCAGUUGUUGAGAAAUAAUAAAUGAUAUAGAACUGUUCAGACGGAAUGUAAUUCAACGGGAUAAACAAAAUGCAGUUAAACCAGUUUUUAGCAUUUGGUAUUCAGUGUGUAUACAACUACUGCAAAUAUUUAUGAUCAAGCUGCAACACAGACAAUGUAAUUCUGCUACAAAUCCAGGGGGUAGAGUCCAGAGACGUAGGCACAAAGUGAGUAGAAUCUAGAUGAGCAUUCCUUGGGCGCACAAUCACUCUGCCACAGUAGGGGGGCUCCUGCUAGGGGUCGGAGUGGCAGGGACACUAUUCUACCAUCGACACACCAUAGCUCACUCCCUCCACAAUAUGAGGCUGCACGCGCUCUUGGAAAUGACAAAUCGAAGAAUUGUCAUCGUAACAGACAAGAAGAGCUGGGAUGAGGUGGCUCCUCUAUUUAUGAGAGAGGCGAGUAGUGAGGGUGCAGUGGGCUUUGAUUGCGAGUGGGUGCAGGUAAGGGGAAAGAGGCGUCCUGUGGCCCUCCUGCAGUUGGCAUCCUGCUCUGGAUUGUGUGUGCUGGUGCGACUCUCCCUCUUGAACGAUGGCAUUCCAGAUUCUCUUAGGGCAUUUUUAGAAGAUGAGAAAAUCUUAAAAGUAGGUGUAGGGCCCAAUGAAGAUAGUAAUUACCUAGCUGAGGAUUACAACAUACAGGUCAGAGGUUGUGUUGACCUGAGACACCUAGUACAGCGAUGCCUGAGUUUGGAGUCUUUAGAUGCUGAAAGUGCGUCAAAAGGUCAAGAGGUGUCUCAAGGGAGGACAACGGCUGGGGGGAUGGGGCUGAAUGCUCUGGCUGAGAGGUACCUAGGCCGAACUCUAGACAAAGACUGGCGAGUUAGAGCUAGUGACUGGGAAGCUAAAAUGCUGACUAAGAGACAGAAAAGAUAUGCUGCUGAGGAUGCCUUAGUGGGAAUACAUAUCUUAAUAGCCUUGAUGGAGAAACUGUGGACAUUAGAUUCUGUAACAACCCCAUUCCUGCCAAAGUCUGCAUGGCAACAGAGACUCAGGCAGGAAGUGCACCAGGCCUGCAGUGGACUCCUCGAUGUCAAAUUCACUUCUAAUAAAAGGAAUCAAGAUGCAGGCAGUUCCAGAGGUGGUCAAAUACCCCCCAAUAAGUUCAAACCACAUACGCGUGCCUACUCCCUCCGCCAGGGCCCCCUCUACCACAACUGUCAGUUGCGGGCCCCAGAUGACCAGCCAUUAUGUACUAUUGACCCGAAGAAGGCACACUGGUAUGUGGCAAAAGGGCUGGGUGUACUGGUAAGCGAAGAGCCCUUGGUUGUGCGCCUUAAUUUUGAGCCCGCUGGUCGCCCUCAGACUGAACUUCAAGAUGGCCAGUUCUACUUGCAGGAGCGCCAAAACUUGUGUGUAGUGUGUGGCAAGGACCAGUCAUACAUCAGGAAGAAUGUUGUGCCUCAUGAGUACCGCAAGUACUUCCCAGCCAUCCUAAAGCACCACCAGAACCAUGAUGUGGUGUUGCUCUGCUUAGAGUGCCACCGCAUAAGCAACAUCCGAGACAAUGCUCUGCGGAGCCAGCUAGCAGAAGAAUGUGAUGCACCCAUUGGCACUGACAAAGAUGUCAAGGCGACGUUUGACAAGGCCAAGAAGGCAGUGCGCUACGCAGCUAGUGCCCUGCUCAGGAAACCUGCUGGCAUCCCUGAGAAGAGGAUUGCUGAGCUGCAAGGUGUUGUCCGAAGGCAUUAUGGUGUGGAGGAGCUCACGAGGGAGCUACUGGAAGAGGCAGCCAACAUGGAGGUCAAAGUUUACAACAAGGAGUAUCAGGCACAUGGUCACAAGGUCUUUGAAGUCUACAGCAAGGUAGGACUUGUUAAGUUGGAGCAGAGAUGGCGACAGCACUUCCUGUCCUCCAUGAAACCAGAACACUUACCUGAGUGCUGGUCUGUCACCCACAAUGACUACAAGCUGCGGCUCAAGAUGGCGCGCCUGCCACUUGACCACCCCGACCGUCACAAUUACAAAUUAGCUCUUGUGGGCACUGAAGGGACUAUCCACGUGCCCUAUGACCCCUCACAAGACAGGAGGAGAACUGUGGAGGAAGGUUCAAUGCCCAGCAUGGAAGUGACUCAUGAUGGGUCUCCCUCAACUGAAGAGAGUGAGGAUGAGUUAAUGGGUGAGGAUGAAAGGGAAAGAUAUGGUGAGAUUGACGAGGCAAAUAGUGACAGUGACCCCUAUGGAGAGGACAUUAUUCAGGAAUAAAAGAUAUGGAAACUUUUUUAUAAUGUAUAUAAAGAUACUCACAAGUUCAUUUAAAGCUUUAGGAUAAGGAAUGAUAUUGAUUAAAGCAAUGUACAAAUCUGUCUUUGUAGUGUAAAUUAUUAGUUUUAUACUUUUAUAUCAGUAUUUAUUUUAUUUAAGAACAUUUGGAAUAGUGAUGAAAGCUCACAAUGAUUUUAUAGUUUGAAAAAGUAAAGUUUGUUGUGCAAGUAUAUAGCUUUUGUUCCUUGAAAAUCAUUCAUUGUGUUUAAAGUAUAGAGAUGUAUAUAUUAUUUUCUGUAAAAAUGAAAUACCUUUUUUGUUUUCUUAAAAGUAAAGGAUGCCAUUCUGAAAAGCAGGUGAAAGUGAAAUAAUAUUUUGUGUCCAGGUAUGCUUUCCAUUAAUUCUGGAAGAGGCGGUACUUGAUGAAGAUUAAAUGAAUAGGAUGUUAAUAUUCUUAAGGUCUUGAAUCCCUGUCCAAUAAACAGCCAGUGCCCAGCCAUUUAAAAAGUCCAGAUUGGUAUGCAUGUAGAAGAUAACUUCCAGGGUUGUUGUUGUUGUUGUUGUUGUUGUUGUUGUUGUUGUUGUUGUUGUUCUCCUCCUCCUCCUCCUCCUCCUCCUCCUCUCCUCCCUUACUACUACUACUUCUUCUUUAAAGCAGGUUAUUUAGUUAUUUCUGCAGAAUGCAAUUUCAAUAUUGAUGUACUACAAUGCAGUAUUAUUGCAAGAAGUAAACUGUAUUUUAGAAACUGCAAUAUAUUAGCAUAAACUUAGAACACAAAUGUUGCAGGCAUUGUUGCCAAGAGUUGAUAUUCCACAGUUGCUUUUGUUUCUUUUCAGGCAAGAACAGCACCUAUGUUAGAAUUACUAUGGUAUAUUUACAAGUUUGUAUUUUAUUAUAGCACUUCAAUAUUACUGAGCUUAUCUAGGUCAUUAUACAAAGCAAAACUAUUGUUAGAUUUAUUUGAUUGUUACCACACAGUAUCAACAAAAAUAGAAAAUAAUAUUUUUUAAAGGGAAAUAUUUUAUUUAACAGGCAUAUUAUUUUUUUAAAUUAAAAAAUGAAAUAAA